UUCCCUCCCUCAAACACCAAAUAACAUUCCAUAAAGGACACGCGGUUAUGAAGCAAAGGAGUCAGAGCUUUAUUGAUCAAAUGCCAGCUCUUCAUCACUCCUCCAUCACUCCUCUACCUCUUCUUGAUGCCGGAAGCGGAGGUGGGACAAGUACGAAACACCGCAGUCUCUACACCAUUCAUUUCUACUGCUAAGCCACUAAAGCAGUGUUGGAUACAUGAGCGAAUUGAUAUUACAUUUUUAUCUGUAACCUGAGCGAUGUCUUUUAUUUUGAAUCGGGAUCACAUGCAUGCCAACAACUGCAAGGCAGCGCAUCGACUUAUGCCCAACGAUAAGGCUCUCAAAAGCCUUAUGUGUCUGCCCACCUGAAUUCAGAUUAUAUUGUUAAGAAUAGUAUCUCAUCAUUCUCAUCCAAUUUGCAAAAUCAGGCUCUCGUUUCUCGAUUCAAAGCACCAGAGGCUAGGAUGAAAACAUCGCUGGGGGAUAUCCAAAACUUGCUGCCCUUCAGGGUACCUAUCCUCAGUUAGGGAUAUACCGCCACCCCCCGACUCUCAACGCCCUUAAUCUUCUCUAUCUACAAGCAGAGCUCGUUAUCCUCGAAGCUGACCUCAAUAAAUUCACAACGAAAGACUGUAUGUCGGAAGAUCUAAACGCAAAGCGCCACCAUAAGAAUUGGUAUUAUUUGAGCAAAAGAAAAAACGGUGUAGCGAGCUCCCAAUACCACACAGUGUUGUGCGUGAGACAGAAGUUGAAAGAGUAUAGUAGGACGCUCUUGGACGGAGCGAACAGAUGUUUGUUAUUAACAGAGGUGUCGUUGAGUGUCUUUUUCAACAACGUCAACUUUCCACCUUCGAUCUGCCAGAAUCCGGAAACCUCGAAUUCGUGAACCAUUGGCUUGUUGAUUCGAGACAGGGCGAUUGUGCCCUUGAAGACUUGGAUAGAAACGUCUGGAGAGAAGGGAAGGACUUGCUGGUCAUCAAACCUGGUGAAAUAGCCGCCGAAUCUUUCACGAGAAUCCUACGGAAACCCCUGACAGCAAUUUGCCACAAAUUGAAGAUGCGGUGCCGUCGCCGACAAGCCGAUGAGGAGAGCCUGAUAUGUGUGUAAAAUGGGAAGAUUGUAAUUAGGGUAGCUGAUAUGAUGGGUCAGCCAUCGCUUCAUCGUUGCCCGUUCUGGCUGUUGUAGUCCUCUAUUCAGUCCAUGAAAUGUUGGCAAGGUUAGGCAUAAUCGCUCUGUUCACAGUGGUGUUUGCUUUGUCGUUAGUAGUAACUAUGAAGGCGAAGAGAGUUGAUACAUUUGCCGCGACUGCUGCGUGAGUGAUUUAUGAUCCUGCCUCAAGCCGUCGCUAACAUCUUGCUAUGGAUAGGUUCGCAAGUGUGCAAGUCGUAUUUGUGGGAAGCACCUCAUCUUGACCCUUUCCAUGCGACAAAUUAUGAGAUAAAAAACAUACAUAAAUUCUGCUUUUGGACUUCCAAAUUACAGUACUUGCGUACAGCUGUUCGUCGUUGAAUUUUGUAAAUAUAUUUCAAUAUAUAAAAACAAAAAAUUAUUAAGAA
This is a messenger RNA of Sclerotinia trifoliorum, 1556 nucleotides long. The record is from the annotation of a GenBank genome assembly. Lineage: Eukaryota; Fungi; Ascomycota; Leotiomycetes; Helotiales; Sclerotiniaceae.